AUGAAGUCAUUGCUAAUGUCAAAACUAACUGAUGAAGUGAAUUCUUUUUCACAGGUGCCUAAACAGUCUCCUUUCAACAGGUACAUUGUAGCUAUGCGUAAAUGUGGUUUAUCCAGGUUGGCUAAAAAGGCCACUAAAUGGUUUGACGAGACUAAGGCUAAUGGCAAAUCUUUUGAUUAUCGCUUUACAGGGAAGGAUUCUAGGCUGUUUUUGUUACAUUUUAUGUCAUUGAUUUCAGCCACUGAAUGCAGUGCUAAUGCUCAUGGCAGAGGGGCCACAAUUCUCCAUGUUAUUGCUUACAUUUGCCUUUGUUUGAGGGACUGUGUUUCUCUUUUCAGUCGCUUAGAUAUAUCAGAUGAACAGGUGAGUGAACUGAAAACCCUCUGCACAAACUACUUUAGAGCAAAUGCCAUUUUCUUUUAUGUAAAUCCCACAGUCUGGACCAUUGGUCAUCUUGUACCUGCCCACACCAAGUACAUGAAGGGAAAGUAUGGGCUUGGCCUUGGUCUCAACACCAUGGAAGGGCGAGAGGCCAAGCAUGUGUUCAUAUCAAAGUAUAGUCAGAAUACGAUGUUUCACUCCAGAUGGGAACAGAUCUCUCUCCACGAAUUUGUUUCCUUUUUGUGGUUGAGAGAAAGAGGUUACAAUUGUUCUAAUGUAAAUUCUUCCACCCUGUCUUAUAUUCCGAAGCAGGUGAUCAAUUCAGACCCAGCAUUCUGUUAUUGUGGGCUUCAGGAGAAAAAGUCAACAGAUGGAAAAUGCAGAGUGUGCUCUAACAAUUUGCGGACCAAAAUUGUGUCAAGCGUUAAGAAGGGAGAGAACUUGCUUUAG
Pocillopora meandrina is the source of this 831-nucleotide messenger RNA. NCBI's taxonomy places the organism in Eukaryota, Metazoa, Cnidaria, Anthozoa, Scleractinia, Pocilloporidae. The record is from the annotation of a GenBank genome assembly.